Coregonus sp. 'balchen' is the source of this 13084-nucleotide messenger RNA. Lineage: Eukaryota; Metazoa; Chordata; Actinopteri; Salmoniformes; Salmonidae. The record is from the annotation of a GenBank genome assembly.
UAUGGACGGUCAGACAGCUACUGUGUGGCCACCACGACGGAGAAGGAUGAGAAGAAGUCCCCCAAGAAGGCGGACUCCAAGGCGGACAAGAAGACCAAGGACAUGGAUGAACUGAAGAAGGAAGUUCCCUUGGUAUGUAGUGCAUAAUUCCUACUUCCUGUUUCUUGUCAGUGCACCAUGCCCUACAGCAGUGUGUCCUGCAACCUCCAGUCCUGGGACCGGCACUGGUCCCUGGGAUGUUGCUAACUGGUCCCUCAGAUGGUUAGCUGAGACCAAUUUAGUACAAUUUAAAGUGCUCGUUUUAAUCUAAGGAGGAAGGACCAUAACUUGCCGGACCCUGGUAUAAUAAAAGGUUGAGAAACACUAUUCUAAAGAGCACCCACUGGGCACAGACGUCAAUUCAAUGUCUAUUCCACGUUGGUUCAACGUAAUUUCAUUGACAUUACGUGGAAUCAAUGUUGAUUCAACCAGUGUGUUCCCAGUCUAUACCAGUGUGUUUCUUUGUAAAUUCUGUUUGGGACAACAAAAAAGUUUUAAAAAGAUGACUUCUCAGAUUAUUGGAAAAUUGAUUUUGGCAGCCUGUAUUCCUACAAAAAUCUAUUUUAUUGUUGGCAGUAAGCAAAUCUCAUGGGUGUCAAACAAAGGAUUAUUUUUUUUAUGAAUAGUAGUUUGUGGUUAGAGGCAAUGCCAAUGUAAACUAAGGAGGAUUUACUCUGUUACGAGGCAUACGUCCAAACCAUGAGAAUAUGAAUAUCCCUCUGAAACACAGCCGGAAAAUGUCUCAAGCGCUAUUCACAAUCUAAUUGGCCAUUCCCUCCCCUACCCUGAACGACGCUGGGCCAAUUGUGCGCCGCCCCACGGGUCUCCCGGUCGCGGCCGGCUACGACAGAGCCUGGAUUCGAACUAGCCUCCGGAGUGGCACAGUGGUCUAAGGCACUGCAUCGCAGUGCUAGCUGUGCCACUAGAGAUCCUUGUUCGAAUCCAGGCUCUGUCGUAGCCGGCCGCGACCGGGAGACCCGUGGGGCGGCGCACAAUUGGCCCAGCGUCGUCCAGGGUAGGGGAGGGAAUGGCCGGCAGGGAUGUAGCUCAGUUGGUAGAGCAUGGCGUUUGCAACGCCAGGGUUGUGGGUUCGAUUCCCACGGGGGGUAUGAAAAAAAUAAAAAAAUAAUGUAUGCACUCACUAACUGUAAGUCGCUCUGGAUAAGAGCGUCUGCUAAAUGACAUAAAUGUAUUUGCAAAUAUUUAGUUAAAACUAUAGAUUUAUUCAAGGUUUUUAACUUUUUCUCUUUUAGACGGAACACAAGAUGUCCAUCGAGGAGGUAUGCCAGAAGUAUGCUACUGAUAUAGUCCAGGUAAGUUCAUCACCUCAAGAGUUUUCUCAAAACCUGAGUUGGGGCUUUUAAAAUUAAAUACAUUAUAACCUUAAUGGUAAUAUCAGUUAUCACACAAAAUAUCUAGCUAGCCAACAACCACAAAUGAUGCCCAAGGUUAUACCCUUUUAACAGCAAUCCCUCUCCUUCCCCUCUCCCUCUCCGCCCUUUCUCGCCCCCUCCUCAGGGUCUGACCAAUGCUAAGGCUGCUGAGUACCUGGCUCGAGAUGGCCCCAACGCCCUCACGCCUCCCCCCACCACCCCAGAGUGGGUCAAGUUCUGUCGCCAGCUGUUCGGUGGCUUCUCCAUCCUGCUGUGGACUGGCGCCAUCCUCUGUUUCCUGGCCUACGCCAUCCAGGCCGCCACCGAGGAUGAGCCCGCCGGAGACAAUGUGAGUGACAGACCCACACAAAAUGGCCACCAUCGUCACUUGGCAGGGGAUAAAGGGAUGCAAGGGUAUACAUGUCCUUUUUGGUUCAGCUUAAUGUAGUGUUUCCAAAAUGGAGCAUUAGGAUUCAACUUGUGGGGUUGUGGCUGAUUCCUACUUGGCACUAAAAGAUUUGGGAAACUCAAUUAAGUGUCUAGUGUUGAUAUGAGUCAAUUUCCCAUGUGUUUUUUAGAUCCAGCUAUAUGCCUCAACCAACCUCAAAUGAAUGGGAAAUAUAGACACCAUCUAAAAUGAUAAAUGGUUAAAUAAUAUUUAUGUCUCUCUCUCCUUGCUCUCUCUCUCCAGUUGUACCUGGGUAAUACAAAGAGGCAUUUGAAUUUCAACGAAUUUCAUUGAAUUUCUCAAUUAUUUAUUUCCUAUCCUAUAUAUUUCCAUUAAUUCAAAGUCAAAUUCAAAUAAUUCUGCAUCCCGUGUACUAUUUCAAUUCAAAUUCAAGAACUGAAUUGGAAUUCAUUAGCCAUUCUCAAUUCAUUUCUGAAUUGACCCCAACCCUGCAUGGCAUGUGGUAUUUUAGAUCCAGCUAUAUGCUUUAACCAACCCUAAAUGAAUUAAAAAGCUAGGCACCAUAAUAACACUAUCAAACAAAUAAGUUCAAUUGUUCUUUCCCAGAAAACAGUGAAUGUUCCUACAACGUUAGGUAACGUUCGAAUAGAGUCCCAAUUUGGUUUUCAACUAACAUAGCAUGUCAACACCCCAUGAAUGCUUUUAAAAUGUCCUGGGAAAAUUUUAUUUGAUAAAUAUUAGUAGAAGGACAUAAUGGUUAUAAGAACGUCUGGAUAAAAUGUUCCAAUACUGUUUGUUUUUUACAUUGUUUGCUGGGUUCUCUCUCUCCAGUUGUACCUGGGUAUCGUUCUCUCGGCUGUGGUCAUCAUCACCGGCUGUUUCUCCUACUUCCAGGAGGCCAAGAGCUCCAAAAUCAUGGAGUCCUUCAAGAACAUGGUGCCCCAGGUAAACAAACCUCUUCUUCAGUGCUUGACAAGGACUGAAAUAGGUUACAGUACACAUUUUGGGUGCUGGUACUGUUUAUAUUUAGGUGCAGGAGCUCUACAAUAUUUUUGAGCUAAUAUUCUAUAAGAGGAACAGGAGCUCAAGCAGUAGAACAUUUGAGGUGCCAGUACUCAGCUCUGGUGAGCUCCUGCCCAAGUCAAGCACUGCUCUUCUUUGAUCUCCUUACCACCCUAUCCGCUUGUCUCCUACAAUACCACCACUUAUAGCAGGGUUCCCCAACUGGCGGCCAUUCGGCCCACGGGCCGCCAACAAUUUAUUAUUGUUGGAAAUAAAAGACUGUAAAAACACCAGCAAAAUCAGCUCCAAGUGAUUUUAAUUAUGGAAAUCUGUUCCAAUGUAUUCCCACAGGUAAUGUAGAGAUAUAUUUGAUCGUAUAUAUAAAUGUAAGCAAGGUUUGAAAUGAUUCGGUUUUAGUCAAACGUUAUAUCUGUUUGGGCUUCUUGCAGUCAAUUUGCAGUCUACAAAUUAUUUGUAAUUAUGUUCCAUCCCCCUGACCAUCCGCUCAAGAAAAAAUUGUCCCGCGGCCCUGACCAUAGGGCUCAGUGUCUGUAAUCCUAAUUCCAAUCCUAUUAGUCCCAUCAUAAGUGUUUUACAAAUCUUAAUCCUAACUUGUUUUUCUAGAUGACUAUGGGUGGGGUAGUUGUGGCAGUGACUCAAAAUAACCUGUGACCCUAAUCCAGAUGUUCCCCCCUCAAAACACACAUAGCCGACAUUGUUGUGGCCAUUGUAACCAUGGUCAGUUAGUGGUUAGUCUAUUCUACAUCUUUGUGAGCUAAUAUGAUGCAUAUUGUCAUUCAGUGGUGAGUUAGUAGCCACUCAGACAGUGUCUCAUAUGUUCAGUCUGAAUGUAGUCCAUACAUACAGCCCAUAUUUUCUAUCCACAGUCCAUCUGUAGUCAGUGUCAAUGGUUAGUCGGUUACUUUACAGUCUAUUAUUUAUCUGCCAAUAUCUAUGCAAUUACAUAGUUAUAACAUAAUAACCCAUCAUUACUGGUUAGUUUAUGGUCAGUGAUAGUAUGUCGUUUGUCUAUGAUCAGUCUGUGGUUGCUGGUGACCGUUGGUUUUACUGUUACUCCAGUGUUACACCUGUAUUUAUAGCCAGUUAAUGGUUGGUUUAUGGUUCCUACUUCACCAUUGGGGUACCUCUGUCCACAGCAAGCGCUGGUGAUCCGUGAGGGUGAGAAGAUGCAGAUCAAUGCUGAGGAGGUGGUGGGUGGAGACCUGGUGGAGGUGAAGGGAGGAGACAGGAUCCCCGCCGACCUCAGGAUCGUCUCUGCUCACGGCUGCAAGGUAAACACACACACACACACACACACCCACACACACUAACACACACACAGCAUAUGUUUUACUAUCGACCUAAAACUGAUUUCCAUAAAAAAUCCUAUUUUCCCUAACCAUAAACCUAACCCGUACCCUAACCCUAACCCCUGACCCUAAUUCUAACCCUAACCCUGAUUGUAAACCUAACCCCUAAGCCUAAAAUAGCCUAACCCCUCCCACACACACACAUAGCUCACAUUAAAAUAUAGCACACGCCCCCACAACUACACAUUUUACAUACAAGUUUUUUUAAAUUGUAAACAAGUUCCCUGGAUUUUGUCAUUUUCCUAUAGGUGGAUAACUCCUCCCUGACUGGCGAAUCAGAACCCCAGAGCAGGUCACCUGACUGUACCCAUGACAACCCCCUGGAGACCCGCAACGUCGCUUUCUUCUCCACCAACUGUGUUGAAGGUACAGUCGUCUUGGCAACUGCAUCUUCUUCAUCUCCAUCCUCCUCUUCCUCCUGAACCCUUUCCUUCUUCUCAUUUCCUCGCCGUAAUCAUCACUGUCGUCGUCGUCAUAACCAUCAUUCCCCCAUCAAUCUACUGUUUUCUUUUUUCUUUCUCUCCCUUUCUGUUUAUCCCCUGAACAGGUUGAAGGGGAACAUUGUGGCUGCUAUAGCAACAAGGCACCCACCAUUUUAACAAGCACUCUACCCAGCGCCCACACACACUCUGUCUCUCUCUCCUUCUUUCUUUCACCCUCUCUGUCUGCCUUUUCCUUCCCAUCUGUCCAUAUCUUUUCAUCUUUGAGAACUCUCCAUCUGGUGUCAAUAUUAGCUUAUCAUCUCCCUAUGGCUCAGUGGUCUAAUGGUACUGUCAAUACAGGACGACAUACAUAAAGGGCUAAAGUCUAGAAUCAGAUCAGCUUUAACCCGCAGGAACCGACAACUGCAUAGCCUUUGUUUAGGCUGACAUAAAUGCUUAUUAUUUUGUUUAAUUAUUUUCAAGGUGAGUGUCAUUAUUUCUAUGUAGCCUACACUUUCUCUUUGUAAACUUCUAACGCGGGUGGGAAGGGCGUGGCUUCGUGACAAUAACCACAAGAGCAGCUGCUCACCGAUUUGACAGCUCCAACGUAGUUACAGCUCCGACAUUGCCUAAACAAAAAACUAUAAUAUGCUAUGCAAUUUUCGGUUAUGGCAGGUUAACGCUAAUCUGAUUGAAUCUAGGCCAUCGUUGUCUGAUGAAGCUAAGGCCACCUGUAGGCCCCAAAUAUACUAAAGCGCUAUGAUUUACCUCAUAGAAUGGUAUAUGCCGCCCCCAUGUGGUCUGGAACGAUGUUUGACAUCUGCAUUGGUGGCAAUAAGAAAUACUUCAGUUGUAUUUCAGGAAACAACAUUUCAGCAAUUCACUAUUAGAAAUGUUUUGAAUGAUUACUUUAGGGCUAUUCAUUAUAAGGGAGUGAUACACAAAUUAUUAUUAAAAACGUAUGAUUUAAUGGCCUCCCGAGUGGCGCAGCGGUCUAAGGCACUGCUGUGACCAGGAGUUUCAUAGGGCGGCGCACAAUUGGCCCAGUGUCAUCCGGGUUAGGGAAGGGUUUGGCCGGGGGGGCUUUACUUGGCUCAUCGCGGUCUAGUGACUCCUUGUGGCGGGCCGGGCGCCUGCAGGCUGACUUCGGUCGUCAGUUGAACAGUGUUUCCUCCGACACAUUGGUGCAGCUAGCUCCUGGGUUAAGCGAGUGGGUGUUAAGAAGCGUGGCUUGGCGGGUCAUGUUUCGACCUUCGCCUCUCCCGAGCCCGUUGGGGAGUUGCAGCGAUGAGACAAGAUCGUAAUCACGAAAUUGGGGAGAAAAAAGGGGGGAAAAAUUACACACAAAAAAACAUAUGAUUUGCACUCAAACUCAGUGUAUGGGGGUAACUCAACAUCAUUUUACGCAACAUGAUACCACAAAUUAUAUUACAAAUCUAAUAUACUGUAACAUGUAAGUCAAGUCAUCUAACUUCCUUCUCUCCUCCUCACCAUCACCAGGCACGGCGCGUGGCAUCGUGGUGUGCACCGGCGACCGUACCGUCAUGGGCCGUAUCGCCACCCUCACCUCCGGCCUGGAGUCGGGCAAGACCCCCAUUGCCAAGGAAAUCGAGCACUUCAUCCACCUGAUCACAGGCGUGGCCGUGUUCCUGGGCAUCACCUUCUUCAUCCUGGCCGUCUGCCUGGGCUACAGCUGGCUGGAGGCUGUCAUCUUCCUCAUCGGCAUCAUCGUGGCCAACGUGCCCGAGGGCCUGCUGGCUACUGUCACUGUGAGGGGAUAUUUUGGUGGAUUUUUGUGUUGUGUGAUGUGGGGUGGGGUUAGAAGGGGUAGUUGGAGGUAGUGAGGAGAGGGGUGUGUGUGUGUGUGUGUGACUGGUGAUAUGAGUGUAGUUGUUUUUCUGUGUCUGCAUUUACAAUACAUUUUAGUCAUUUAGCAGACGCUCUUAUCCAGAGCGACUUACAGUUAGUGAGUGCAUACAUUUGUCAUACUGGCCCCCCGUGGGAAACGAACCCACAACCCUGGCGUUGCAAGCGCCAUGCUCUACCAACUGAGCUACAGGAGACCUAACAGAGAUACCUAUCUCUGUCUGCUGUGUGUUCCUCUGCUAUGUUGGUCUCUGUGUCUCUGUGUCUCUUUCCUCUGUGUUGGUGUCUCGUGUUUUUGUACUUCCGUGUCUGUCUGUCAUUCUCUCUUACUCUGUGUGUUCUAUCUCUGGGUUAGUAUUUCACUGUGUCCCGGUAUCAUUGUGUAGUUAUGCAUCUCUUUAUCUGUAAUAGAGUCUCAUGCGUUUGUAUCUAUGUGUCUUCUGUGAUGGUUGUGGUGGUGUAUCGUAUCUCUGUUAGUGUAUCUCUCUCUUUUUCUCUUUCUCUCCAUAAAAGGCAGCCCGUUGUGUUUUGUGUACCUGUAUCUCUCCCUUUUUCUCUCCUUCCCUCUCUCCUUCCCUCUCUGUGUCUCUUUUUCAGGCUUUCUCUUUUUUCUCUUCUUUCCCUCUUUGUGUCUGUGUCUCUUUUUCAGGCUCUCUCUGCGCCUGGGUCAUUCAGUGUCAGUGACACCCCCUGGUCAGUUGUCUUCUAUGACAACUGUUAAGCGAGACUGAUAUAUGCUAGGCUAAUGUUAAUGUUAAUGCUGGGCUGUUGCCUCUCUCGCUGCUUGGCUAGUAGCCUGUAUGAGUCAUGAUAUGUUCCGCCAUUUUGAAAGUAGCAUGAUACACCGGCGCCCACCUUUCACUGCUUUUACUCUGUGCUUGGCUUGCCUACUAUUUCUUUCUAUCUUUCUGCAUUGCACCUCUGGGCUGUGAAAUAUACUUUAGUAUUUCAUUUGACUCUAGUGCAUUUUAAUGUAGUGGGGGGCGGGGAAUGUGGACUGACGGGGGUUCACACAACUCUCAAGGGUAGGUGUGUAGUUGUAUUGGUAUCGGUUUGUCAUGGGUUUCUUAUCUGUAGAUGCAAGUAAGUUGUUGAUUGGUUUGAGGGUCUAGGGCAUCUACACCUGGAGUUGUGCACCCCGUGUUUUUACUUUUAUGACUUGGUACUCAUCUUUUAUUUUAUUCUCCCCAAUUCUCUCUCUCCUACUUUCUGUCACCCUGUCUUCUUACAAUCCUGGGGGCGCUCUCGCGAGAGGCGGGGGGGAUGGCGAGGAGACGGAGCGGGGCGGUGGCGCAGCGAGCUCGAGAGAAAGCCGAGGAGAGGAAGAGAUCUCUCUCUGAGCAGUCCUAGCUAUCUCCUGCCUCUUCUCCUAGAGUGGUCUCGCUGUCUCUUCCAUCUCUCAUCCCUCUCUACUCUCUUCUCUCUCUUCUCUCUCUCUCUCUCUCUCUCUCCCUCAUCUCUCUAUCUGAUCUUCUCUCUCUCUCUCUCUCUCUCUCUCUCUCUCAGGUGUGUCUGACCCUGACCGCUAAGCGUAUGGCUCGUAAGAACUGCCUGGUGAAGAACCUUGAGGCUGUGGAGACCUUGGGCUCCACCUCCACCAUCUGCUCUGACAAGACUGGCACCCUGACCCAGAACAGGAUGACUGUGGCCCACAUGUGGUUCGACAACCAGAUCCACGAGGCCGACACCACUGAGGACCAGUCUGGUAAGGGAGAGGGGUUUAAGUUCACUGAACUCAUUUAUGUUCUUAAUAUAUAUAAUAUCAAAGGAACUAUAUUGGGUUUGCAUAUUGUGAUCACAGUUAUUAAGAUGGUUGCAUCAGUUUAUGUGAUUUAGAUAGCCUUGUAUAUUGAUUGUUCCUUCUUUGGAACUGACUGGAAUUAGAUAUAAUUUUGCAAACCAGCAUAAUGUGGCUUGCAGGCCUGAUGUGGCACCCGAGACAGAAGUUUCAGAGCACUGUGUUAAUGAAUAAUUAGGCCAUCAAAAAUGUUGUUUGUAACGUCUUGUAGCAAACGUCUUGUUUGCAUUUUGAAUGAUAGUACAUUUACUUAUGCAGGCCUUGAUAAACGCUUCAGGGCUGCCUGAGGGCACAUGAAUGCAACAACCAUGUGUCUGUCACUAACAAUUCUCCCUCCCUCUCUUCUCCCCAGGCGCCUCCUUCGACAAGAGCUCGGAGACGUGGUUGGCGCUGGCGCGCGUGGCGGCCCUGUGUAACCGGGCGCAGUUCAAAGCAGCUCAGGACCAGCUGCCCAUCCUGAAGAGGGAUGUGGCGGGUGACGCCUCCGAGUCAGCGCUGCUGAAAUGUAUCGAGCUGUCCUGCGGCAGCGUCAAACAGAUGAGGGAGAAGAACAAGAAGGUGGCCGAGAUCCCCUUCAAUUCCACCAACAAGUACCAGGUGAGUGAACAAUAUGGAGAACAAGUGCACACCCUGGAUCCUCCCGUAGGUAUCAAACAUCUCAGAGUAGGAGUGCUGAUCUAGGAUCAGAUCCCACCUAUCCAUGUGAUCUUAUUCAUUGUGUUAUAAAAGGCAAAACAGGUCUAGAGGUGGGUAUGACCUGGGUCUGCUUUAGUAUAAGAUUGUCGUUAACAUAUCUAUAGAUCCUGAACCAUAGAAAAAUAAUGAUUAGUAACCCUGUCCUGAACUUAGCCAGGGUCAAACAAAAGAGACCCCAAUGUUUUACCAUUUUACCUAAGCAUGUGCUUUGCAGACAUAACAGGGACAGUAGUCUUGGUUAGGGUUUAGCCGGAGUGUGGAUAUGAAGCUAUGGUUAGGGAAAACAAGGGUUUGUAUAAGGAGUUUGAAUAAGAGGCUGAACACAAGUGUUUGAUUGUGCUCCUCCCCCCCGCCUCCCCCCACCGCCAACCAACAGCUCUCUGUGCAUGAGACAGAGGAUGAGAACGACAACCGCUACCUGCUGGUGAUGAAGGGAGCGCCAGAGAGGAUCCUGGACCGCUGCUCCACCAUCUUGAUCCAGGGCAAGGAUCAGCCUAUGGACGAGGAGAUGAAGGAGGCCUUCCAGAAUGCCUACAUGGAGCUGGGAGGACUGGGAGAGAGAGUACUCGGUGAGACAGCAGGGGAGAGGGAGAGAGGACAGAGGGGGGAGGAGGGAGGAAGUCCCGGGGAAAAGAGAGAGUUCCAGAACGCUUACACGGAGCUGGGAGGACUAGGAGAGAGAGUACUUGGUGAGAGAGAGAGGGAGGGAUGGAUGAGAAGAGGGAAGAGAGGAAGAAAUGGGAACCUAAAGAGGCCUUUCAGAACGCACACUAAUACUAAUAAUAAUAACAAUAUAAUACCUCCCCAGGUUUCUGCCACCAGCUAAUGCCCGAGGACCAGUACCCCAAGGGCUUUGCCUUCGACUGUGACGAUGUCAACUUCACCACAGAGAACCUGUGCUUCGUGGGCCUCAUGUCCAUGAUUGACCCUCCCCGUGCCGCCGUGCCCGACGCUGUGGGCAAAUGUCGCUCCGCUGGCAUCAAAGUCAUCAUGGUGACCGGCGAUCAUCCAAUCACAGCCAAGGCUAUUGCUAAGGGUGUGGGCAUCAUCUCUGAGGGCAAUGAGACAGUGGAGGACAUCGCCUCUCGCCUCAAUAUCCCCAUCAGCCAGGUCAACCCCAGGUAAGAGAUAUGAGGAAGGAGUGUGUAAUAUACUCAGUCAGUCACUCAGUCACUCAGUCAGUCACUCAGUCACUCAGAUACUCAGUCAGUCAUUCAGAUACUCAGUCAGUCACUCAGUCACUCAGAUACUGAGUCUGUCACUCAGAUACUCAGUCAGUCACUCAGAUACUCAGUUAGUCACUCAGUCACUCAGUCACUCAGAUACUCAGUCAGUCAGUCACUCAGAUACUCAGUCAGUCAUUCAGAUACUCAGUCAGUCAGUUAGUCACUCAGUCACUCAGAUACUCAGUCAGUCAGUCAGUCACACCCAAAUGCUUGAAUACACUUAUUCACCAAAAACACUAACUUUCUGCAUUUCUGUGUGUGUGUAUCAGCGAUAGCAAACAUACUCUCACUCACUCUCUUCCUGUGUGUGUGUGUGUUCCAGGGAUGCCAAGGCAUGUGUGAUCCACGGGACAGACCUGAAGGACCUGUCUCAGGACCAGAUGGAUGACAUUCUGAGGAACCACACUGAGAUUGUGUUCGCCAGGACCUCCCCCCAGCAGAAACUCAUCAUCGUGGAGGGCUGCCAGAGACAGGUGAGGUGCACACACACGCACACACACACACACACACACACACUUCCUACAUAUUCUAUCAUACAGUAGUAGAUAAAGAGGAGGCUUUUCACAAUAUUCACUAACCCCCCUCUCCUCCCUGUCUCUCAGGGUGCCAUUGUGGCUGUGACUGGUGAUGGUGUGAACGACUCUCCCGCCCUGAAGAAGGCUGACAUCGGUGUCGCCAUGGGGAUCUCCGGCUCAGAUGUGUCCAAACAAGCCGCUGACAUGAUCCUGCUGGACGACAACUUUGCCUCUAUCGUCACCGGAGUGGAAGAGGGUGAGAGAGAGAGGGAGGGAAGAAGAGAAGGAGGGAGGGUAAAAGAGGGAUAUUAGCAGGGAGGAAAAAAGGUAGGCGGGAAAGAGGUAUACAGAUGUAGGAUCUUAAUUUGAUCACCCUGUUGCAGGAGAUGUAACACUUUUAGUGUAUUUAAGAUUUAAAAAGGCUUCUGAAGUUUGUAAUUUUCACUUUGAAAUGUAAUCCAAUAAAAAAAAUGUCCAUUAAUUAUAAUCCACAUAAUAAUUCACAUUUCCUGUUACUGCAGGAUUAUUUUCCUGCUGUAUCAAACUGGCUCAAAUUAAGAUCCUACAUCUGUAGGCUCCUAGGGAGGAAGAAAUUAAUGAGAGAAAGAGGUUGGUAUGAAUGAUGGGUAGGAUGGCGAGAGUAAAAAAGGUCAGCGAGAGGAGAGGAAGGAGAUGAGAAAAGAGGGGUAAUGGAAUAUUUGGAGACAAAAGAAAAGUGACAGUUAGAAAGAUAACUUAUCUGUAAUAUGAGCCCAUUGUUUGAAAAUAAAAUAUAUAAUGAUGUUGUCCUGGUGUAGCCUAUACAAGCCUUUACUCUUGUGUCCCUCCAGGCCGUCUGAUCUUUGACAACCUGAAGAAGUCCAUUGCCUACACCCUGACCAGUAACAUCCCUGAGAUCACCCCUUUCCUCUUCUUCAUCCUGGUCAACAUCCCACUGCCCCUAGGAACCAUCACCAUCCUCUGUAUCGACCUGGGAACCGACAUGGUGAGAUACACACACCCACACAUGCAUGGCACAUGCACACACACAGGCAAAUUGUAGUUUGUUAAAUGUAUACACUAUGAAGAUUAAAAAUACAAUUUGAAUCGAAGGUCAGUCGUCCUGGUCGAAUCGUUUGGUCUGUUGUCCUUUGCACCACAAAGAGAGGCAGUGUAUUGAUAUCCACUGUCUUCCCUUAACCUUAAUGUAUGUCUACAGGUGCCAGCUAUCUCCCUGGCCUACGAGGCAGCAGAGAGUGACAUCAUGAAGAGACAGCCCAGAAACCCAGCCAGGGACAAACUGGUAAACGAGAGGCUGAUCAGUAUUGCCUACGGACAGAUUGGUGGGUCUUUUAAAAGUCUAUCUCUGUGUUCAGGUCCUUAGUCUGCGUUGGAUUGACUCCCGGCCUAAUUCUAAUUCUAAUUCUAUUAGCGUAGUAGAUAAAGCUAACACCUCUUCCUCUCCUCUCUCUGUCUCGGUAGGGAUGAUACAGGCUCUGGGAGGGUUCUUCUCCUACUUUGUGAUCCUGGCGGAGAACGGUUUUCCUUCCCUCUUUAUUGGUGGGCAUCAGGCUAAACUGGGAUGACCGCUCGAACAACGACCUAGAGGACAGCUACGGACAGCAAUGGGUAUGCUAGACAGCCUUUCUUCCUUUUUUUUCUUUUUUUUUUCUUUCUUUCUUUCUCUCUUUUUCAUUAGCUCUCUCAGCUUUACUCACUAUAACAUUUAUUUUUUUGACCACUCUUUCAUCUUAUUUUCUUUCAUCCAGUCCUUAUUAGUCUUAUUAAAUGAAUUGCUCUCUGGCAUCACCGCAACUUUCCACUUAGUCAUCACCACAACUUUCCACUUAGUCAUCACCACAACUUUCCACUUAGUCAUCACCACCACUUUCCACUUAGUCGUCUCUACCUCUACUCUCAUUCACUCUUUAACUCUCUGUCCUUGUGAUUUUCUCUCCCUCCCAUGCCAGACUUAUGAACAGAGGAAGAUAGUGGAGUACACCUGUCACACAGCCUUCUUCGUCAGUAUUGUGGUGGUACAGUGGGCUGAUGUCAUCAUCUGCAAGACCAGGCGCAAUUCUGUAUUCCAGCAGGGCAUGAGGUCAGAACCCUUUAUCUUUGCAUCUGUCAUCUAAUGACACAGACCUUAGCAUGACUAAAUAACAGACAUCUUAUUUUCUGUAUUUAGAUUAAUCAUGUGUUUUAUAGGGUUAUGAAGCCCCUCUAAUUUAUGUCUCUCAUAGCUAGGAUAAAUGUUGAGAUUCAUUAUUUGUUUGUUUACAGGAAUAAGAUCCUGAUCUUUGGGCUGUUUGAGGAGACGGCCCUGGCUGCCUUCCUGUCCUACACCCCAGGCAUGGACGUGGCUCUCAGGAUGUACCCCCUCAAGUGA